CAAUUUGAAAUAUCAUAAAUAAAUUUACUAUGAAUUAUCGUUAGUUAUAACUAUAAUUGAUCAAGUAAGGGAUAUAUCUAAUCAUCGUCAUAAUGUCAUAUAACAAGAGAUCAUUCUCUAAUAGAAACAAUAAUAAUGCUAGCAACAGUUCAUCUCAAGAAGUGACAAUUGAAUUGGAUAAAAAGAAGCAAGUCACGAUUAGAAAAUUUAAUAAUAUAAAUUUGGUUGAUAUACGAGAAUUCUAUAUUGAUAAAGAUUCAAAUGAAAAGAGACCUGGUAAGAAGGGGAUUUCAUUGACAGAGGAUACUUGGUAUAAAUUGUUGGAAGCUACUAAUAAGAUUCAAAAUGCAUUGGAUACCUUGAAUGGUAGACCAGCUGGAUCUUCUACUACUACAACAGCAGCUGCAACUCCAGCAAUAAAGAAAGCUAAAAUUGACGAACCAAAACCAAAACCAGCAAAGGCCCCUCAACCUGAAGAAGAAGAAAGUGAUGAAGAUGCUGAUUGAUUCGAGUAAUAUUACUCAUCAGAUCAAAAUGAUCUAGGUAUAGAUAUCAAUUUGGGUUGAUCUUAAAGGUUAAUUUCAUUAUUUUAUAGCAUAUAGUACUAUGUAUAAGUUAUGUACUUGUCAUUAUUUAUAUUUAUAGCUCAAUUCAGCAAUAGAUUGGUUAAAAAUGAUUUGAAUUGAAUCUUUUUAAAAUAACGCAAUUUUAUACACAAAGCUAACCAUUGAACUUUAAUUAUACCAUUUCAACUUUUACUAGUAAUGAAGUCAUGAAUGCUAUUUAUAGUAAUGUUGUCAGUUUGAUGUUCCUUGUUUGUGUAAAUCAUGUUCUAUCGUAUUGUAAAUUCAAAAGUGGCUGAUAAAGCGCAAUAGUUACUUUUAUUCUGCUUAACCUUAUUCUAUA
Scheffersomyces coipomensis is the source of this 906-nucleotide messenger RNA. Its product is annotated as chromatin-binding transcription coactivator. The record is from RefSeq and is a predicted model, not a curated record. Gene Ontology annotation, molecular function: DNA binding; transcription coactivator activity. NCBI's taxonomy places the organism in Eukaryota, Fungi, Ascomycota, Pichiomycetes, Serinales, Debaryomycetaceae. The transcript has a single exon. Gene Ontology annotation, biological process: positive regulation of transcription initiation by RNA polymerase II. Gene Ontology annotation, cellular component: nucleus; transcription regulator complex. Bases 93 to 506 code for a protein of 137 amino acids.